Messenger RNA from Onychostoma macrolepis, 3162 nucleotides. Its product is annotated as tripartite motif-containing protein 16-like. The coding region runs from base 1106 to 2743 and encodes 545 amino acids. The transcript has 9 exons. The record is from RefSeq and is a predicted model, not a curated record. Gene Ontology annotation, molecular function: protein binding; zinc ion binding. Lineage: Eukaryota; Metazoa; Chordata; Actinopteri; Cypriniformes; Cyprinidae.
UCGACAGUCAUAAAUGCACAGGGAAAAUGUGGAACGGACGCCUCGCAGAUACAAACGGGCUCCUACCCUGGUGACUGGAAGGAAAUGGAACCCAACUGCAGCUACUCACCAGGCGAAGUCAGACGUCAGGCACAGAGACAUCAUUGGCAUUGUGCAACAGGGAAGAGGAGGCCUCGGCCUUGGAGAGAGCAGACCAUCAUGGCAUAGGGCAGCUCCAGCUCAGCGCCAACGGCUGGUUGUUGAGGAGGUGAGUCGGCAAGAGCAGGAAACGAGGUGUGCAAAGGCUGUCUCACAAGCCAAGCAAGGGCAGUGAUGGGAGGGAGUUGAGAGGAGAAAGUUCUCUUGGAGGGAGCAGAUGGGUAUGGAAGCAUUUCACAUCAGCUUCAUCCUGCGUGCUACGUACGACGUCCUGCCUUCCCCCUCAAACCUCAACCAGUGGUACGGAGAAGACCCGACGUGCCCCCUCUGUCUAUCCCCCGCAAACCUCAAACACAUUUUGUUUGGCUGCAAGACAAGCUUGUCACAAGGCCGUAAUACCUGGCGGCAUAACGAUGUCCUGAAAUGUCUAGCAGCUACCUUGGAGGUUAGACGGAUAAAUGCCCUGCCUCCUACAUCAGUCCAUCCUUCAUUUGCAAGGGAGUUCAUCCGAGAAGGUGUAAAGACAGCUAUACCAUCAGACAUCGGCCAGCCCAGGGAAAGCAAGAGCUGAUAAAAUGUAAUUUACAAUAGAUUCCCACUGGGGAAGAAGAAGAAAACAAGCAGAUACAAUAGAGGCCCCUCAUAACAUUCAGGAGCACAACUACUCACUCUCCCAUGAAGCUUUUAGAGACAUAAUUGAAGGAGGCCAGUUCCGCAGUGCUGGAAAUAGUAGAGCCCAUUUCUGAUAACACCUUCUUAUAGGAAUAAAACUCAGUAUUGUCUCCAUACAUACAGCUCUGAUACACCUGAAGAGAAACAAAUGACCGAACAUGUCAAAGGAAGGUUCAAGAGCAGGAGAUUCCAAUCCUGCUCCUUUAGGACCACUUCAGGAGUUAAUCUUCAACACACCUGUCUGGAAUUUCCUAAUGAUCAUGAAGACCUUGAUUAGCUGGUUCAGUGCAGGAAAAUGGCAGAAGCCAGAUUUUCUCAGGAUGAGUUCUUGUGUCCGGUGUGUCUGGAUCUCCUGAAGGAUCCAGUGACCAUCCAGUGUGGACACAGUUACUGUAAGAGCUGUAUUACAGACUGCUGGGAUCAGGAGGAUGAGAAGAGAGUCUACAGCUGCCCUCAGUGCAGACAGACCUUCAGUCCAAGACCUGCUUUAUUUAAGAACGUGGUGUUUGCUGAAAUGCUGGAGAAACUGAAGAAGACUAAACUUCAAAGUGUGGUUCCUGCUGGAGCUGGAGAUGUUCAGUGUGACGUCUGUACUGGAAGAAAACACAAAGCUGUCAAGUCCUGUCUGGUGUGUCUGAACUCUUACUGUCAGAAUCAUUUUGAGCGUCAUGAGGAGUUUCACCCUGGUAAACGACACAAAGUGAUUGAUGCCACUGGACGACUGCAGGAGAUGAUCUGCCAGAAACACGACAAGCUUCUUGAGGUUUUCUGUCGCACUGAUCAGAAAUGUAUUUGCUUGCUGUGUUUGGUGGAUGAACAUAAAAACCACGACACUGUAUCAGCUGCAGCACAGAGGACAGAGAAAGAGAGAGACUUGAAGGAGACACAGAAGACGUUCCAGCAGAGAAUCCAGCAGAGAGAGAAAGAUCUCCAGCAGCUGAGAGAGGCUGUGGAGUCUCAGAAGCGCUCUGCACAGACAGCAGUGGAGGACAGUGAGAGGAUCUUUACUGAGCUCAUCCGCUCCAUUGAGAGAAGCCGCUCUGAGCUGAUACGGCUGAUCAGAGAUCAGGAAAAGCAAGCAGUGAGUCGAGCUGAAGGACGACUGGAGCGACUGGAGCAGGAGAUCAAUGAUCUGAGGAGGAGAGACGCUGAGCUGGAGCAGCUUUCACACACACAGGAUCACAUCCAGUUCCUGCAGAGUUUCCAGUCUCUCUCAGCUCCUCCUGAAUCUACAGACGUAAAUGAUGAUCUCUUCAGUUCUCUCGUCUCUUCUGAUGAUCUGAGAGCAUCUGUUCAUCAGCUGAGAGACAAAUUGGAGGAUUUCUGCAACGAGGAGCUCAAGAAGAUCUCAGACAGAGUCACAUUCACCAACAUUGUUCCCAGGACCAGGAACCACUUCCUACAAUAUUCCCAUCAGUUCACUCUGGAUCCAAACACAGUGAAUAAACGCCUCCGUCUGUCUGAGAGAAACAGAGUGACAUACACUGGCACAGAUCAGUCGUAUCCUGAUCAUCCAGACAGAUUUGAUGUAUAUGAGCAGGUGUUGUGUAGAGAGAGUGUGUGUGGACGCUGUUACUGGGAGCUGGAGUGGAGUGGAGAUGAAUAUGGUUUUGUGUUUAUAUCAGUGUCAUAUAAGAGCAUCAGCAGGAAGAGAUCGGGUAAAGAGUGUGUGUUUGGAGCUAAUGAUCAGUCCUGGAGUUUGAUCUGCUCUUCCUCCAGUUACUCAUUCAGACACAAUAACAUAGAGACUGUUCUCUCUGUGAAGUCCAUCAUCAGGAGAAUAGGAGUGUUUGUGGAUCACGGAGCAGGAACUCUGUCCUUCUACAGCGUCUCUGACACAAUGAGCCUCAUCCACACAGUCCAGACCACAUUCACUCAGCCGCUCUAUCCUGGGUUUAGAGUUGAUUUUGGAUCAUCAGUGAAACUGUGUUGAUGAAUCAGAAUAGACUGAUGAGAGAUUAUAUACCCAUAAUGCUUUGAGCUGCAUGAUAAAUCAGUAACAGUGUUAUUAUUGAUUCUCUUCUUUUCUCUUUAUGACAUUAAUACUGCAGCUUUACUGCUGUCAGUGAAAUAACAUGUCCGAAUAAAUGUAAUAAAUCCUCACAUAGACAGUAAGAUCAGUGUGUGUUCGUGUGUGUGUGUGUGUGUGUGCGAGAGUCUUGCUGAGUGACCAUGUGUUUCUGUGCUUUUCGCAACCUACAUUUGUGUUAAUUAGUUAAACAGUCAUUUAUUUAAUCAUAUUAAUAAUAAUAAUGAUUAAUAAUUGAUAUUUUUAUACUUUUUUUCCAAUGUUAUUUCUGUUCUGAUAUAAAUAAACCUUUUACCCACUUGACGAACAAAGGUGAUGGGUUU